Molecule: messenger RNA, 1121 nt
Organism: Nanorana parkeri
Lineage: Eukaryota; Metazoa; Chordata; Amphibia; Anura; Dicroglossidae
Gene: CHTOP
Product: chromatin target of PRMT1
Exons: 7
Source: RefSeq, a predicted model, not a curated record
CACGGGCAGACGUGUGGGGAAGACGCCUCCAUUUCACAGAGAAGUGCUCGGUUUGCUGACUCCAUUUUGUAGCUGUGGCCUCAGAGGGUUGUCUGGCCGAAACAACACCCGGAACACCCGCCGUGCUAAACACAGGGGCGCUCAGCGAUCCAGAAGGCGCGAUGGCCACUCCAGCAACAUCUAAAGUUGUGCUAAAGAGCACCACCAAGCUGUCCUUGAACGAGCGCUUUACUAACAUGCUGAAGAACAAACAGAUGAUGCCGGUCAACAUCCGCGCCACCAUGCAGCAGCAGCACCACCUGGCCAGCGCCAGGAACAGAAGACUGGCGCAGCAGAUGGAGAGCAGGCCCUCUGUCCCACUUAUACUUUCUCUUUGAAGACGUAGCUUGAAGCAGCGGCUGGGAAAGAGUAACAUCCAGGCCCGGUUAGGGAGACCGGCGGGAGGCCUGCAGCGAGGAGCUGGCGGCAUGAGAGGAGGUGGUAUGGGACUUCGUGGCUCCCAGCGUGGCAUGAUGCGGGCCGGCCGGGGAGGCAGAGGAAUGCCAAGGGGAGCAAUGAGCAUGAGAGGGCAAAACCUCCGAGGCCGCGGUGGCGUCCCAAGGAUUGGAAUGAGGAGAGGUGGCCUCCGAGGACGUGGAAUUGUUGGAAGAGGGGGACUAAGAGGGGGACCCAUGAACCGUGGUGGUGUAGGUGGAAGAGGCCGUGGGGGUGUAAUCGCUCGGGGCAGAGGUGGCUUCACCCGAGGACGAGGCCGUGGUAGAGGAAGAGGAGCCACACGCCCCGUGCUGACCCGAGAGCAGCUGGACAACCAGUUGGACGCUUACAUGUCCAAGACGAAGGGCCACCUGGACGCUGAGCUAGACGCGUACAUGGCUCAAGCAGACCCUGAAGCCAAUGACUGACCGACAAGUUUUUAUUUAAAGAACUGAGUUCUACCAGCCUCUUCCGGAGACAAAAUGGCAGCCGACCGGCUCAUCACCUCGUUUUAGAGUUCCUUUUACUUUUUGAUACUUAGAACUGGUUAUUUACUUUCUUUCAAGUAUUUUAUUAAUGACAAUGUACGGUGACUCCUUUGCCCGCGGACAGGGAUCUUUUAUCACUGCCCUGCUUCCUGCAGAUUC